Molecule: messenger RNA, 1710 nt
Organism: Truncatella angustata
Lineage: Eukaryota; Fungi; Ascomycota; Sordariomycetes; Amphisphaeriales; Sporocadaceae
Exons: 2
Coding region: 1-1710 (569 amino acids)
Biological process (GO): adenosine catabolic process; inosine biosynthetic process
Molecular function (GO): adenosine deaminase activity
Source: RefSeq, a predicted model, not a curated record
AUGCCGUUCACAAGCGAGGAGUGGGAUGAGAUAUCUCAAACCAUCCCUAAUGUUGACGAACCAUUUGUCCAGAAAUAUCUACAAGGCCGUGAUGCUCUUAUAGCUGAGGAAAGCAAGCAGCGCAGUGAUGCUUCAUUUCGCAAGAACCUCUCGCCCAUUGCUAGGCAAGCGUGCGACAUAGUUGACCGCAUCCGCAAUGAGGAGGCGAAAACAAUCUGGACCCCUCAGCUGGAAAACGCCAUUGCCCACGAGGAGGAGAACAUCACGGUGCACCCUGGAAUGAUGUUCUCCUUGUCGAAGGAGCGCAUGGAGACCACGAAGUUGUGGAAAAUCAUUCGCCAGAUGCCGAAAGGUGCUCUCCUCCACGCACAUCUCGAUGCCAUGGUUGACUUCAAUUUCCUGCUGGACUUGCUGCUCAAGGAACCCGGUAUUCACAUUAUGGCGGAUCGGCCUCUGACGUCAUCACAAGCUUUGGCAGACGCGGUGAUUUUCUUUCGCUUCAAAAAGACGGCGCUGACUGAAGGCAAUAUCUGGGCCGAGGAUUACAAGCCAAAUACUUUGAUCUUACUCACUCAAGCUGCAGACGCCUUCCCGGACGGUGGCAGAGCAGGCUUUCUUCAGUGGCUCUAUAGCAGAUGUGCGCUAUCCCGCACUGAUGCCGUUGCUCAGCACCAUGGUGUCGAUGAGAUAUGGCGAAAGUUUUACAGUUGUUUUCGGGUCGUCAACUCCAUCAUCCACUACGAGCCCAUUUUCAGGGCCUUUCUGCGUAGACUAGUAGCACUUUUGAAAGCAGACGGUGUCAACUAUGCAGAGAUUCGCUUCUCGUGGCAGCUGGACUACUACCGCCUUAACAGCGAGACCCCAGAGCAGGACUACGUUGCAAUGAUGGACACGAUCGACGAGGAAGUCAAGGCUUUCCAGGCAACGGAGGAGGGCAAGGGGUUCUGGGGCAUUCGCAUGAUCUGGGCUACCAUACGGUUCAACCCGAUACGUCACAUCAUCCAGGACAUGGACAACUGCAUCACAACAAAAAUCACUCACCCCCAUCUGAUCGCUGGUUAUGACCUAGUCGGGCAAGAAGAUGCGGGUCGUCCGCUCAAGGACGUGCUUCCCGAACUCUUCUGGUUCCGCAAGCAAUGUGCUGAGGAAGGGGUGGAUCUCCCGUUCUUCUUCCACGCAGGCGAGUGCCUAGGCUCGGGUAGCGAAACAGACCACAACCUGUACGACGCGAUUCUGCUCGGAACGCGCCGGAUCGGCCACGGAUUCAGCCUGUACAAACACCCACUGCUGAUUGAUCUCGUCAAGGAGAAGAAGAUCCUGAUCGAGAGCUGCCCCAUCAGCAACGAGGUGCUGCGUCUCUGCGGGUCCGUCAUGAGUCACCCUCUGCCGGCACUUUUGGCGAGGGGAGUGCCCUGCUCGCUCUGCAACGACGACCCGGCAAUGCUGGGCCAAGACACCGCCGGUAGCACGCAUGACUUCUGGCAGGCACUACAGGGAUGGGAAAACCUUGGACUGGCCGGGCUGGGUUCAUUGGCUGAGAACAGUGUCCGCUGGGCUGCCUUCGAAGAUCAGACCGCGGAAGCGUGGAACAAGGAUGUCAAGGAGGCCACCGUCGGUAGUGGCCUCAAGUCCCAGAGGCUCAAAGAGUGGGCUGUCGAAUGGGAGAAAUUCUGCUUGUGGAUUGUGACUGAGUUCGCCGAGGAAGAAUAG